GCCAUGAUUAAUGCACAAAAUACAACAACCCCAGUGAAUGUUGGUGUUGUUCUUGACUUUGAUUCAGGGGGCGGGACGACUGCAAAGGUGUACUUGAGUUGCAUAGAAAUGGCCCUCUCAGAUAUUUAUGCAUCUCAUCCAUACUUCAAGACGAGGCUAGUACUACAAAAAAGGGACUCCAAACGAACUGUUGUUGGUGCGGCUGCCGCAGCUCUGGAUCUGAUAAAGAAUGCAGAAGUUCUAGCAAUAUUAGGGCCUGAAACAUCAAUGCAGGCGAGCUUUAUUGUUAGUUUGGGAGACGAAGCUCAUGUGCCCAUUUUAUCAUUCUCUGCAUCAACACCUUAUCUUAGUUCGCUCUGGAGCCCUUACUUUUUCAGAAUUACUCAAACCGACUCAUACCAAGUGAAAGCCAUAAGUGGCAUUGUUCAAAAUUUUGGAUGGAGACAAGUAGUACCAAUCUACGUGGACAAUAUGUAUGGGGAGGGAAUCAUACCUUUUCUCAUUGAUGCCUUGCAAGAGGUUGAUGCUCAUGUUCCUUACCGUAGUGUCAUUCCCCCAUCAGCUACCGAUGACCAGAUUUUAAAAGAGCUUUACAAAUUAAUGACAAUGCAAACUAGAGUCUUCAUUGUGCAUAUGAAAUCGAAUCUUUGCUCUAAGCUGUUUGCCAAGGUAAAAGAGAUAGGUAUGAUGAGUAAAGGAUAUGUUUGGAUCCUGACUGAUGGGAUAUCUAAUCGUUUAAAUUCAAUGGAUUCUUCAGUCAUAACUUCCAUGGAAGGUGUGUUAGGUAUUCAAACAUUCAUCCCAAGAACAACAAAACUUGAAGAAUUCAAGCUCCGGUGGAAAGGGAAAUUCCAACAUGACAACCCAACCAUUAUUGAUGUUGAAUUGGAUGUUUAUUCACUUCAGGCUUAUGAUGCUGCUUUUGCACUAGCCCUGUCAAUUGAAAAUGUUGGGAUCAUUGCAAACUCUGAAAUCCACAAGGGUGCUUCCUUCAACUCAACUGACCUUGAUACUUAUAAGGUCUCUCAGAAUGGUCCUAAACUUGCUGAAGCAUUAUCAAUUACUAGAUUCAGAGGCAUAGCUGGAGACUUCAAGCUUGUAGAAGGGCAACUUCAGUCAUCAACUUUGACAAUUGUCAAUGUAAAAGAUGAGGGAGAAAAACCAGUUGCAUUUUGGACUCCGGGAAAUCAAAUGGUAGAAACGUUAAGUGACUCAACAAACACAUGCUUCCUUUCAACUAAUUCCAAGUGCAAUAUUGGGCCAAUUAAUUGGCCUGGAAAUUCUCUCUCAGUUCCAAGGGGAUGGGAGAUACCAACAAAUAGCAAGAAGUUGAAAAUAGGAAUUCCUGUUAAGAUUGAUUUUACUGAAUUUGUUAAGAUCACGGAAGAUCCCAAGACAGGCAGAAUGGAUGUCACUGGUUUCUGUAUUGAUGUCUUUAAUGCUGCACUGGAAGUAUUACCUUAUGCUCUUCCUUAUGAGUUCAUUCCCUUCGCAAACCCCGAUGGCACCAGAGCUGGCAAUUAUAAUGAUUUGGUUUAUCAAGUAUAUCUUGGGAAUUUUGAUGCCGUGGUCGGAGAUUUAACAAUUAGAGCGAAUAGGUCCUUGUAUGUGGACUUUACAAUGCCAUACACAGAAUCUGGUGUUGUAAUGGUGGUGCCAAUCAUAGACACAACGAGAAAGAAUGCUUGGGUUUUCUUGAAGCCUUUGACUUGGGACCUGUGGCUUACAACAUUUUGUUUCUUCCUAUUUACUGGUUUUGUUGUUUGGGUUCUUGAACAUCGUAUUAAUGAAGACUUUCGUGGUCCUCCGUCACAUCAAUUUGGGACUAGUGUCUGGUUUUCCUUCUCAACGAUGGUUUUCUCACACAAAGAGAAUGUGGUUAGCAACUUGGCUAGAUUCGUGAUGAUUAUAUGGGUAUUCGUUGUGCUUAUAUUGACACAAAGUUACACAGCUAAUCUAGCAUCAUUAUUAACAGUACAACAACUUAAGCCAACUGUAGCUGAUAUCAAGGAUCUAUUAAGGAAGGGGGAUAAUGUAGGGUACUCAAAGAAUGCUUAUGUUUAUGGACUCUUGAAAGAAGUAGGUUUCAAUGAUUCAAAUCUUAAAGGUUUUAGAACUAUGGAAGAACUUGAUUUCGAAGCUCUUUCGAAAGGGAGUGCAAAUGGUGGCAUUGCUGCUUUUGUUGAUGAAACCCCCACUAUGAAGCUUUUUAUUGCAAAAUACUGUUCUAAAUAUACCAUGAUUGGACCCAUCUUCAAAACUGAAGGGUUCGGCUUUGUGUUUCCAAAGCGUUCCCCUCUUAUCCCUGAUGUUUCACAAGCAAUCCUAAACAUGACUGAAGGACAGAAGAUGAUGGACAUUGAAUCAAAAUGGUUCAAGAAAGAGAGCAAUUGUCAAAGCUCCAGCCAACUGGGUUCUAGCAACAGCCUCGGACUUGAUAGCUUUUGGGGGUUAUUCCUCAUUGCUGGAGUGGCUUCAAUAUUUGCUCUCAUCAUAUUUGUAGCUUCAUUUCUUUACGAGAAUGGAAACAUAUUGAUGGAUCCUGAUUCAGAAGCCUUUUUACCGGAAAGGAUUGGGGUCUUGUUCAAAAUUUUCAAUCAGAAAGACCUGAAUUCUCGUACAUUUAAAGGCAAUCAAGCAAGAGUUGACGUAAACGUCUCACCAAAUAACAACUGGCCAGAAAGUCCAUUUAGCUACAGAAAUCACAGUGAUGGAAAUUCAGAGCAUCACACACCGCCUCCAGGUUAAGCAUCUCCAGAAUCAGUUCUGAGGCUUGGACUUCUAUGAUUCUCAAGAAAUGACACCUUCUGGAACAACGGGAGGAAAUGUUAAUAUUGAGGGAAGAUCACAGCAUUGAUACAGUUUGACACAGAAAUAAUAUUCAGUACAGUUUUUCAAUAUUAUAUUGUCAAUAGUUGAUCUUCCAGAAAGUUAUUAGCUUGACUUCAUAU
Molecule: messenger RNA, 2951 nt
Organism: Fragaria vesca subsp. vesca
Lineage: Eukaryota; Viridiplantae; Streptophyta; Magnoliopsida; Rosales; Rosaceae
Product: glutamate receptor 2.7-like
Exons: 5
Coding region: 4-2748 (914 amino acids)
Cellular component (GO): plasma membrane
Molecular function (GO): glutamate-gated receptor activity
Source: RefSeq, a predicted model, not a curated record